AAUACGAACAGUUGUUGUGAUUUUGCGGCUGUGAAAAGUCAUGUUCGUAGCGGACCGCUGGGGAAAACAGCGGAUUCGUAAUGUAGUGCAAGUGGAAGGGAAUGCGGUAAAAAUGUAGAUUUUCAUGGGAUUGAAUAGAAUAGUGUGUUUUACUGAACUAAUUUAAUGACAUUACAUACAUACAGAUGUAUACAUAUAUUAAAAUUACUAUUGAUGCACUUUGAGAGAUAAGGCAAUUGGAAAAUUGUAUGCAUGAAAUAAUAAAAAAAUAUUGUUACAUUUAUCACUAUGAAAGCAAAAUUGCGCUACUAUCAGCUACGCUGAUGCGAGAAUUUACAUACACACCUACAUCGGAAUAAAUUUUCUACUUUAUCGAACGGGUUUUUAGUCUUCUUGUAAUGUAUGGAUAAUUAUAAAUGCAAUAAAAACAUACACAGCCAAUACGAAAGUAAAUGCAAGAAAAUUACAAAAAGUAGACAGUUGCGCCAUUCCUUUGUCGUCUAAGUAUACGCGCUGUUCAUAUUGCCGACAGUUUGUACCAAACGAAAAAAAAUAUAACAUACUAAAAAGCAGCGAUAACGAAAACAAAUACGACGCCCGAUUUAGUGACAAUUGUUACAGCUCCAGCGGUGCGUGCGUGAACAACAGCAACAAAAUAUAAUAAAGACUGACAAGAUGCAAGGUGUGAAGCGUGUGGUGGUAUUCUGCAUACUGAUCGUCAUACUGCCCGCCACACUGAUAAUCAUACCCCUCUACCUACGCCGCACAGUCUUCGCAGACGUUGUUUAUCCCGUCGCCGAGUCAGACAUCAUUGAGAUACGCGACGGCUUAUCAUCGAUCUUCUGUCAGCAACAUUCACUACGCAUGAAUUCAAACUUCAACGCAUUUCAAUUGCGCAGCAAACCCGAAGUUUCCACAAAUCGUAAACAUAUACGUCUAAAGAAGUCAAUGACGUUGCCCGACGAUACGCUAGAGUAUUGGGGCUUCUAUCUGCUAAAGGGUGCCAGAGUGCAUCUAAAGUUUUGCUCACGCUAUGACGGCUCGCGUAUCCUGGUAGUAAAGGGACAACGCAAUUUAAACACCUGCGGACUGCUUGAUCACAAUCAAAAUAAAUUAGGCGCAAAUUUUGCGCAGGGUCACGAACAGGUGAAAGUCUUCUUCGAGGAUAUUAAGGAAAUGGCAGACGUUGUGCCAGUGGACGAGGCUACUGCUGAUAAGAAGCCAGUCGAUAUUAAUAUGGAGGAGGAAAAUCAUGGUGCUGAGGAUUCUAGUGAAGAUGCAGAAGAGGAGUCAUUUCAGCGCGCUAAGGUUGCAGCACACAUGGCAGCCGCAGCGGCGCUGGUGAUGCCACCGCAACUUGCAAGUAAUAUAACAACUAUACCUACGUUAAAACCAGCAAAAAUACGUGGAAAGAAGUUGAAAAAAGGCUCGAUAAGUUCAAUGCGCAAUCGCCGAUUACCUUCAAGUGCCCCCAUGCAUGCCACAACGCACACACCGGCAAAGAGCUCAGCGGGAGCAUCAAAUGAAAGUAAGGAUAGAUAUCGUCGACGCAGAAGUCAUUCGAAUGUCGCUGCUACAGCAGAUACGUCACACUUGAAACAAAAACACCAGGUGGCGGAACAUCGGAAACAAGAAGUCUAUGAUCAAUUGUACAAGCGACGGCGGACAAAACGUGAGCAUGUCUACGAUCGUAAAUACAGUCAUGGCGGCAAUGCUGUUAAUUUUACCAUCACUGAUGAAUCGAACUCGGUUUCAAGCUUUGAAACUGGACUUUUUAACUGCUACAAUGGUGCCAUAUUACUAGCCGAAGGAUUCCCACCCUCAGCGAAAUGCGUCAAUGCGCAUUUCCUAGAGAAUGGGUCCCAUCGCAUGCUCUCUAAGCAUGAAAUAAACGAAGAUGGUUACUACUAUUAUAUUUUUUAUAGUGACAACGAUCUGGUGCGCAAUGACAUUCACGCCAUUUUCGAUAUUUACAAACCAACCUUUCAAUACUCCAACUUGAGCGAUUUGACGGGUUGUGUGAAUGCGACGAAUUGCACGUUUCCCAUUGGAUUUCUUUCCGAUGAAAUUGUAGUAGUGGAAGUGCCCACGCGUGAUGGCAUCGAGCAUGAAGAGGACGACAUCACUUACCUAAUCUCAACGUGUCAUCCGCGCACGGCAGUCUACGCGAUUUUUCCUAUUGCGGUGCUAAUAUUAAUAUUGAGUUGUUCAUUUUUAUAGAAGAGACGAGGGGCAACCAACUGGCCCAAAACAUAUUCGAACGGGUGACGCUUAAACUUAAUUUAGCUAAUUUUUUUUGUAAAUUAUAAAACAUAAACGUAAAAUAAUGAUAGAAGAGUACACUUGAAUUAAAAUAAAUAAUUUUAUACAAAUCGAAAAAUAUGGAAUGUAAUAAGUCAUCAUUAGAUUGAAGGCUUAUCUACACAUCGGCCAUAUGAGUGCGCAAAAUGCAUUGAUGAAUUCGAGAGAACAAAAACAAAUAAAUAAGUAUGUCGUAAAAAAUCAUAGAUUUAAAUUGACUGUAUUUUUCGAACAAUUUUUAAAAUAGUUUUUAAAAUGUGUGCAUUGUAUUUUUUAACUAAUUUUAUACUUAUGCAUAUAAUUGUAACUGUAUGUUUGGAGGAACACAGAUAAUAAUUAUAUUAGUGAUGCGGCGUUUCGCUUUAUGUAUAAAAA
Molecule: messenger RNA, 2676 nt
Organism: Anastrepha ludens (Mexican fruit fly)
Lineage: Eukaryota; Metazoa; Arthropoda; Insecta; Diptera; Tephritidae
Exons: 3
Coding region: 676-2220 (514 amino acids)
Source: RefSeq, a predicted model, not a curated record